Messenger RNA from Closterium sp. Yama58-4, 3549 nucleotides. The record is from the annotation of a GenBank genome assembly. Lineage: Eukaryota; Viridiplantae; Streptophyta; Zygnematophyceae; Desmidiales; Closteriaceae.
AUGCGGUAUGCCAGAUCGAAGCUCAGAGAGGAGUCAGCCAAGGGCUCAAGAAGCGCAGCAGCCGAGGAAGGACAGGUGGCGGUGACAGUGGGGGUUCCGGAAGGAGGAGUGGAGGAGGGGGAGGCGGGAGUGCCAUCUGCUGCUGCUACUAGUAGUGCUACUGCUGCCGGUGUCUCGGGACGGGCGGCAUCAGCGAUUGAGUCCAAGAGGGAGGAGCGUAUGAGAAGGCUGAAAGACAGCGGCCGUAGGCUCCUGGUGGCGUGGGCGCUGGCAGCAGCAUGUCUGGUGGGGCAUGCAUCGCACAUGCUGCAGGCCUCCUCCCUCGCCUGGAAGCUGCCUCCAUGGACGCACGCUCUGCACUCCACGCCCGUGCAUGCUCUUCUUUCGCUCACUGCCCUGCUUGGCCCUGGCCGCAAGCUGCUGCAGGACGGGUGGAGCAGUCUGAGGAGGGGAGCCCCCAACAUGAACACGCUCGUCAGCCUGGGAGCCGUCUCCUCCUUUGCUGUCAGCGCUGUUGCCGCUGCUGUGCCAAAGCUGGGCUGGCCGGCAUUCUUCGAGGAGCCGCUGAUGCUGCUGGCGUUCGUGCUUCUGGGGAAGGUGCUGGAAGAGCGGGCCAAGAUCAAGGCCACAAGCGACAUGGCAGCUCUAUUGUCUCUUUUGCCUCCUCAGGCCCGUCGCAUCAUCCCCUCCUCCUCGCCCUCGCCCUCCCCUCCCUCCUCUCCUGUUGCUGCCUCAACACGCCCAGCAGCCGCAUCAUCAGCAGCGGAAUCAGCCGCAGCCCCAGCAGCAACAAGCAGCAGUUUCAGCGAUGCAGCAACGGAAGUGGUGCCCAUAGAGGCGAUCCAAGUGGGGGAUGAAGUGCUCGUCCGCCCCGGGGAUCGUAUCCCAGUGGACGGGACAGUGGCAGGAGGGCGCAGCACAGUGGACGAGAGCAGCAUCACAGGGGAGCCGCUGCCCGUGCUGAAACAGGCCGGGGACGAGGUGACAGCGGGAACGGUGAAUUUCAACGGGGCUAUAGUGGUGCAGGCGAGCAGGCAGGGAGGCGAUGCGGUGUUGGCAGACAUAGUGCGCAUGGUGGAGGACGCCCAGGGCAGACAGGCACCCGUGCAGCGGUUUGCUGACCAGGUAUCUGGCAAGUUCUGCUAUGGAGUCAUGGGCAUAGCAGCGGCCACCUUCGCCUUCUGGUCCACCCUCGGUCCUAAGCUCGUCCCUGCUGCCCUCGCUGCUGCUGGCCCUGGUGGGAGUCUGUUGCUGGCGCUGCAGCUCGCAUGCAACGUGUUGGUGGUGGCGUGCCCGUGUGCCCUCGGUCUAGCCACCCCAACAGCAGUCCUGGUAGGAACAGCCGUAGCAGCAAGAAAAGGGCUGCUCAUUAGAGGGGGAGACGUGUUAGAGCGCUCCACUGCCGUGCACACCGUGCUCUUUGACAAGACCGGCACGCUCACCCUCGGCCGCCCCACCGUCACCCGCGUUCGCCUGCAUGGGGAUGGGACUGCUGAGGAGGAGAGGGAGCGUGGGGCUCGGAGGCAGGGAGGAGGAGGAGGGGGGAAAGUAGGAGAAGAGGAGAGGAGGAAAAACAGAGAAGAGGAGAGGAGGAAAGACAGAGAAGAGGAGAGGAGGAAAGAGGUGUUGGUGUUGGCAGCAGCGGUGGAGCGUAAUUCCACGCAUCCCCUCGCGACGGCGAUAGUGGAAGCUGUUGGGAAGGAGGCGAGGCGAGCGCGGGUGGAGGACGGGUCGUUUUUUCAACAGCCGGGGGCUGGGGCGGCGGCGGUGGUGGACGGGCGGCAUGUGGUGGUGGGCACUCCUGAUUGGCUGAGGGAUAACGGCUGCGAUGUGCCGGUGGAAUUGGAAGAGGCUGAUCUGAUGAGCAGCGCUGCAGAAGGGUCAUCCCCCGCAUCACCGACUCUCAGGCCUGCCAUGCCAGGCGAUCCCACGCCAGGCGAGACCACCGUGUACGUGGGGGUGGACGGCCGGCUGGCAGGUGCCAUCUCAUUGGUCGACAAGGUGCGCGACGAGGCGGCGGCGGCUGUAGCGGCGCUACAGGCCAUGGGGCUGCACACGGCGAUGCUGUCGGGGGAUAAGAGACCUGCGGCCCUAGCAAUCGCACACAAAGUCGGAAUUCCAGAGAACGAGGUCUACGCAGGGGUAAAGCCGGAGGGAAAGGCCGACUUCGUUUCAGCCCUUCAGGCGAAAGGAGCGCGGGUGGCGAUGGUAGGAGACGGGGUGAACGACGCAGCGGCGCUGGCGCGAGCAGACGUGGGCAUUGCCAUGGCGGGAGGGGUGGGAGCGGCAAGUGACGUGGCAUCGGUGGUGCUGAUGGGCGACCGAGUGACUCAAGUGGUGGACGCCAUUCACCUCAGUCGCUGCACCUUCAACAAGAUCCGUCAAAACCUCGCCUGGGCCUUUUUGUAUAACAUGAUUGGUCUCCCAGUGGCAGCAGGGGCGCUGCUGCCCUUCACAGGCACCAUGCUCACCCCCUCCCUCUGUGGUGCCCUCAUGGGAUCUUCCCCUCGCAACGCCAAGUUCAGUUUGAUCUUAUUAAUCACAAAUAAAAACAUGGACGGAAAGCUGAGCUUUUGGGGCGUGGAGGUGAAGCCCAAGGAUACCCUCAUAGUGGACCCCAACGACGAUGCCGACUACCUCCACAUCUCCCAGGUGGCGCUGGGGGCUCAAGCGAAGGACAACGAGAGAGUGGUGGUGCAGCUGAGGGAGGAGAUCGACGAGGAGGAGGACGACGACGAGGAUGAGGCUCCUCCGGCGCCCGUGACGGUGGUGCUGGGCACGCUCGUGAAGGGAAAGGUGGACCAGAUGAGCCUCGAUCUCGUGCUCGACCGGCCGUUCAGCCUGUUCCACUCCGGCUCGCACAGCAUUUUCUUCUCUGGGUACAAGACGCGCGACGGUGGCGACGAUGACGAUUACGACAUGGACGAUGAGUUUGAUGAGGAGGAUAUUGAGGAGGACGAGGAGGAGGAGGAAGAGGAGGAGGAGGAGGACACACCGCCGCGCAAGAAGGCCGCCGCCGCCGCCGCCGCCGCCGCCGCAGCCAAGGCUGGGAAGAAGGCGGCAAGCCCGAGCAAGGACGCAGAGAUGGCAGACGCGGCCGAGCCCGCCAAGCCCGCCGCUCCUGCUGCUGCUAAACCUGCUGAUACACCCGAGCCUGCAGCGGGCGCCAAGCGCCAAGCGGACUCCCCCGCAGCCACGCCCUCGCCUGCCCUAUCCAAGGCGCAAAAGAAGAAGCAACGCAGAGAAGCUGCCGCCGCUGCUGCUGCCGCCGCUGGUGGUGGUGACGCUGCUGCUCCCUCCCCUGCCGCUCCCUCUCCCGCUCCUGCCAAGGAGGCUGCCAAGCCUGCCACUCCCGCUGUCAAGCCUGCAGCAGCAUCGCCAGUAGCAGCCACACCGCCAGCAGCAGCAGCAGGCACACCGGAACCUGGCGCCACAGCCACCCCUGCCACUGGAAAGAAGAAGGUUAUCUUCCACUGCCCACAGUGCCCCAAGAAGUUCAAUGCUGAGACAUUUUUGAAGAAGCACAUUGAGACCAAGCAUUCAGCUUAA